GUAGGGAUCAUGUCCCCUGCCAUUGCACUGGCAUUCCUGCCACUGGUGGUAACAUUGCUGGUGCGAUAUCGGCACCACUUCCGACUGCUGCUGCGCACAGUCUUACUGAGGAGUUUCCAAGACUGCCUGUCAGGGAUGCGGAUUGAAGAGAGAGCCUUCAGCUAUGUGCUCACCCAUGCCCUACCUGGAGACCCUGGACACAUCCUCACCACCCUGGACCACUGGAGUAGCCACUGCGAGUACCUGAGCCAUAUGGGGCCUGUCAAAGGUCAGAUCCUGGUGCGGCUGGUGGAGGAGAAGGCCCCUGCUUGUGUGCUGGAGCUAGGCACCUACUGUGGAUACUCCACCUUGCUUAUUGCCUGUGCCCUGCCCCCUGGGGGUCGCCUUGUCACGGUGGAGCGGGACCCACGAACAGCAGCAGUAGCUGAAAAACUCAUUCGCUUGGCUGGCUUCGAUGAGCACACGGUGGAGCUCAUUGUUGGCAGCUCAGAGGAGGUGAUCCCACGCCUACGAGCCCAGCACCAGCUGAGUCAGGCAGACCUUGUACUCCUGGCACAUCGGCCCCGGUAUUACUUGCGGGACCUACAGCUGCUAGAGGCCCAUGCUCUGCUGCCAGCUGCUGCAACUGUCUUGGCUGACCAUGUGCUCUUCCCUGGUGCGCCUCGCUUCCUACAGUAUGCCAAGAGCUGUGGCCACUACCGMUGUCGGCUCCACCACACUGGCCUCCCAGACUUCCCAGCUAUCAAGGAUGGCAUAGCCCAGCUUACCUAUGCUGGACCUGGCUGA
Urocitellus parryii (Arctic ground squirrel) is the source of this 786-nucleotide messenger RNA. It is a transcript of the gene Tomt, whose product is annotated as transmembrane O-methyltransferase. The record is from RefSeq and is a predicted model, not a curated record. Gene Ontology annotation, biological process: developmental process; catecholamine catabolic process; dopamine metabolic process. Gene Ontology annotation, molecular function: catechol O-methyltransferase activity. Lineage: Eukaryota; Metazoa; Chordata; Mammalia; Rodentia; Sciuridae.